AUGCAGCUGACCAAGACUCUUCUCUUCGCCCUCGUCGGCACGGCUUUUGCAUCUCCUAUUGAGAAGCGCCAAGUCGCCAUCAUCCAGCAGGCCGUCACCGAAGUCCAGGGCGCCAUCACGAAGCUCGAUACCGCAGUAAAGGGCGUUGGCGACGACAUUGCCUCCGCGCAGCCCGUCCUGGCCGCCGCCACCGACGUCAAGGCCGUCAUCACCAAGGCCGGCAACGACAUCCAGGGCGCCCAGCCCCUGCAGCUCACGGAGGCCCUCGGCCUCCAGCAGCUCGCCGGCGACCUCCAGACGUCGGCGACCGGCCUGAUCGACACCAUCAUCUCCAAGAAGCCCAACUUUGACAAGCUCGGCGUCUCGAGCGUCGUGCUCCAGAACCUCCAGGAGCAGAAGAGCACCACCACGAGCCUCGGCCAGGCCCUCAUCUCCAAGGUCCCCGCCAUCGGUCAGGGCAUCGCCCAGCAGGCCAUCGACCAGAUUUCCGCCGUCCUCGACAAGGGCAUCCAGGCCUACUCUGCCGGCGGUGGUGCCGCUCCCCCUGCAGGGGGCGGCGCUGCCGCGCAGCCAGUGGCUAAACCUGGCAACAACACCGCUGCUCCCCCUGCUGCUGCUCCCGCUAAACCCAAGACUCCCGCCGCCGCCCCUGCCGCACCCAAGAAGCCCGCUGCUGCUCCUGCUGCCCCCGCCGGGGGUCUCCAGGGGUUGCUCGGUCUUCUCGGCGGUUUGGGUGGGGCGGGCGGCGCUGGUGCCGGUGGCGCCGGUGCCGGAUUGGGUGGCCUUCUCCCAGCUCUUACGGGAGGUGCAGCUGGCGGUGCCGGUGGAGCGGGAAUUGGCGACGCCCUCGGGGCUCUCGGGGCUCUCGGCGGAGGAGCCGGUGGAGCCGGUGGAGCUGGUGGAAUUGCUGACGCCCUCGGGGCUCUCGGCGGAGCUGGUGGAGCCGGUGGAAUCGCCGACGCCCUCGGGGCUCUCGGCGGCGGCGCCGGCGGUGGUGCCGGAGCUGGUGGACUCGGAAACAUUCUCGGAGGUCUUGGAGGUCUCGGUGGAGCGAAAGCGAACGUCGUGGAGGCGAGGGGAAAUGUGGCGGAUUUCGCAGAAGACGCGGCGGCGGAGGAGGACGAGGAAUGA
Molecule: messenger RNA, 1131 nt
Organism: Colletotrichum higginsianum IMI 349063
Lineage: Eukaryota; Fungi; Ascomycota; Sordariomycetes; Glomerellales; Glomerellaceae
Product: Cell wall protein
Exons: 3
Coding region: 1-1131 (376 amino acids)
Cellular component (GO): extracellular region
Source: RefSeq, a predicted model, not a curated record